This is a messenger RNA of Liolophura sinensis, 892 nucleotides long. RefSeq names its product APOBEC1 complementation factor-like. The record is from RefSeq and is a predicted model, not a curated record. Lineage: Eukaryota; Metazoa; Mollusca; Polyplacophora; Chitonida; Chitonidae. The transcript is spliced from 4 exons. Bases 24 to 401 code for a protein of 125 amino acids.
GAAGCCCUGUGCGAGGCCGAGGGAUGAUGAGGGGGUGGGGCUUUAGGAAACAUCCAGCAGAGGUGCUCGAUGACCUUUGCCAGAAGAAUGGAUGGGGAAGUCCUGUAUACCAGCUUCAUUCUCCCAUGGGAAGGGAUGGAAGUGGUGCCCAACAGAUCUUUUUGUACAAGAUCACCACACCAGCUCUCGGUACUCAGUUUCCAAAUCGUAACCCAUUUACCCCAAAUAAACUGUGUUCUACUGUUGAGGGGGCAAAGGUUUUUGCAGCAGAGUACACUUUGGUGCAGUUAGGUGUGCCUCUUGAAGCCCUAGAGUACAUUAGCCUACCAUGUCCUUACACCCAGCCGAGCUAUGCCAACCACCCCGACCCACCUGUGGAACGCUUCCAACAGAUCGUGUGAAAAGCCAUGGAUGACCUACUGGUAGUUGUCGUUUUCUCUUCGAUGGUCAUUUGACAAUCUCUACUAAUAGAGCCAGACAUUUUGACACCUGCUUUGACCGUUCUUUUCAAAGUCAAAUUAGUUGUUCAGUGCACCCAUUUAUCAUUUAUUUUCAAUAUCAUUUUUAUCAUUUACACGUAUGGGCUCUGUUAGGUUCCCCAUAGCAAGUACUGCAAGUUUAUGUUUCGGUAUAUCCUUUCGUAUUUCAGAUUUUUGAUAGAAAAGAAUAAAACAUUGAAAAAUGAAUUUUUUAAUAUAACCUGGUAGUUGUCGUUUUCUCCUUCAUGGUCAUUUGGUUGUCUUGUGUAUAUGUGUGUUAAGAUUAGUGGAUAAAGAAUAAUUGAAUUUAACCGUUUAAGAAAUGGCUGUUACAUAUCUUUCUAAAAUAUGUGGAUGUUGGUGAAAAUACAGAACAUUUGACGUUUGUGUUGGAAAAUCAUUGUUGUAUUUUG